ACUUCCGGGAGGAGCGGGCGGUCGGGGUGAGAGUGUUCUACCUCCCUGGGUCUCGGUCCCUGUAAGCCAGGCAUGAAGAUCACGAGGCAGAAACAUGUCAAGAAGCAUCUCGGCUUCUUCCGCAAUAAUUUCGGAGUUCGCGAGCCGUACCAGAUCCUGCUGGACGGUACCUUCUGUCAGGCGGCGCUGCGCGGCCGUAUCCAGCUGCGGGAGCAGCUGCCCCGCUACCUCAUGGGCGAGACACAGCUGUGCACCACCAGGUGUGUGUUAAAAGAGUUAGAAACAUUGGGAAAAGACUUAUAUGGGGCAAAACUGAUUGCACAAAAAUGCCAAGUCCGAAAUUGUCCCCAUUUCAAGAAUGCUGUGAGUGGAUCAGAAUGUCUGCUCUCCAUGGUUGAAGAGGGAAAUCCUCAUCAUUAUUUUGUGGCAACACAGGAUCAGAAUUUGUCUAUGAAAGUAAAGAAAAAACCUGGAGUUCCACUCAUGUUUAUUAUUCAGAACACUAUAGUCUUGGACAAACCUUCUCCCAAAACUGUUGCUUUUGUUAAAGCAGUAGAGUCAGGUCAGCUUGUCUCAGUGCACGAGAAACAAAGUAUCAAGCAACUCAAAGAAGAACAGGGUUUAGUGAAAAACCCGGAAAAGAGAAGAAGAAAAAAACACAAGAAAAUAAGUGGCCCCAAUCCUCUUAGCUGUUUGAAGAAAAAGAAGAAAGCACAGGAUACAAAAUCACCUGCCUCUGAAAAGAAAAGAAAAAGAAAAAGAAUCCGGAACAGAUCUACCUCAAAAGUACUUUCUGAAAAGCAGAAUGAUAAGGAAUGAAUUCCUUGAAUACUUUUAAAGACAUUCAAAUGUGAAAAACAGAUUUCUUUUUAAAACUGUGGAAGUACUUACAAUAAAAGACUGCUAUUUUUAUAAAUAAAUAUUGACCCAUAAGCCUUUGCCUAAAAUUAUUUGUAGAAAGAAAGAAAGAGAAAGAAAAGAAAGAAAGAAAGAAAAAGAAAGAAAAGAAAAAAGAAGAAAAGAACAAACCAGGAUGGAUGGGUUUAGGCAUUCUGGAGAUUAUUUUUCAGUGUAAAACUGUUUUUUCUUUCUGUCUUACCACUGCCCCUACCCCCCAACAUUAUAUGCAAAUAGUGUAAAAAAAUCAAAUCAUACAACAGAGGAAAACAUUCACAGAGGAAAAUUUCUUAUGUAAUUCAUGUAGCAGUUGUAGAAUUUAUAUUCCAAAUAAUAGGAGUAUGCUGCUACCUUUUGGUCCAUCGUCCAAUUACUUGACUUUCUGUUAGAAAGUGGAAACUUUGCUUACUUGUAUGACUCCCAUUUUUCUAAUACAAUAGUUCAGUCUUUAUACAUCCCAGAUAAAGUAUUUGCAUUUUAUAACUAUAAACUUUGUUCCCCACUGAACCAAGUAGCCAUGCUAUGAUUUAUAUAAGAAAUUUAUUUCUUAUACUACUUUGUUGUUAUUCCAGAAGUUAAUAAUGUCCUCAUUUUCUUUAAGCAUCUUACUUGGUUUUGCCACAUUUUCCAAUAAUUUUGUAAAGGAACUUACAAUUUUCUAUACGACAAUAUGGGAUAAUUCCUCACCCCUGGAGAUACUUAUCCUAGAGUCCUCUGUCCUCCGAUGUGGAAAGGUGUUCUGCCACAUAUGUUGCUCCCCUGUCAUCCACACACUUCUUGCCCUUAUCCAGAAAUUUGCUUUGUCAUUUCUGUUCCCUACAUUCUUUGUUUUACUCUCUUGGUUUUCUUUUUUGCUGUCGUGAAGCAGGGAUUGUGUAGGAAGUGCAUUUUUUUGAGGCUCAACCAGUGUUCGCCUCAUAUUUGUUGCAUUAAUAAUUUAGCAAGAUAAUUCCUUUUUAAAAAAAUUUUUUUAAAGUAAUCUCUUAUGCCCAACAUGGGACUUGAACUCACAACCCUGAGAUCAAGAGUUGCAAGCUCUACUGACUGAAGCAGCCAAG
This is a messenger RNA of Zalophus californianus (California sea lion), 1955 nucleotides long. It is a transcript of the gene UTP23, whose product is annotated as UTP23 small subunit processome component. The transcript has 3 exons. Gene Ontology annotation, cellular component: small-subunit processome; nucleolus. The record is from RefSeq and is a predicted model, not a curated record. Gene Ontology annotation, molecular function: small ribosomal subunit rRNA binding. The coding region runs from base 73 to 819 and encodes 248 amino acids. Lineage: Eukaryota; Metazoa; Chordata; Mammalia; Carnivora; Otariidae.